Molecule: messenger RNA, 435 nt
Organism: Dibothriocephalus latus
Lineage: Eukaryota; Metazoa; Platyhelminthes; Cestoda; Diphyllobothriidea; Diphyllobothriidae
Source: the annotation of a GenBank genome assembly
UCCGGUAGCUAUGUCCACGUUCCGCCCAACUGGCUGUGUUACGUGGCCCCAGAGACCAUCAGAGCCCUGAAUAUUUGUUGUGUUGACUCUGAGGCUGCUUCCGACUUGCCCUUCACUCCCGAAACGGACGUUUUUGCAUUCGGGACCGUUUGGUAUGAACUGCUGACUUCCGAAUACCCUUUUAAAGGCCUGCCCACGGAAACACUCCUCUACCUCGUCGGAAACGGCGUCAAGCCUGGCCUCGCAAUGCGCUGCCCGAAAGACUUCAAAGAAAUAUUGGUCCAGUGCUGGUCCUUCCAUCCACAUCGCAGGCCGGAGUUCACAAACAUUGUUCGCCUGCUUGACAGUCUGCCCAAACUUCACCGCAGUCCGUCCUACCCGACCAAGCGGUCAUCUCUUGUCACCACCAUCUCGCAUGACCCCUUGCUAGUCUGA